Molecule: messenger RNA, 2595 nt
Organism: Sarcophilus harrisii (Tasmanian devil)
Lineage: Eukaryota; Metazoa; Chordata; Mammalia; Dasyuromorphia; Dasyuridae
Gene: ACOT12
Product: acyl-CoA thioesterase 12
Exons: 15
Coding region: 498-2183 (561 amino acids)
Cellular component (GO): extracellular exosome
Molecular function (GO): lipid binding; acetyl-CoA hydrolase activity
Source: RefSeq, a predicted model, not a curated record
AAUAUACCACAUUUACUUUUUAUCUUCUAAGAGUUUCGUUCCUUCUCUCUGCAUGCAGUUUAAUGCAAAGAGUUAGGUGCCCCUAGCUCCCCAGCCAGAUUUAAUUGCUCAUGACUGACUUUUAAAUGCAAUGAUUAGUAUCUGACCUGCCUUAUCUGCGGAGAACUACAGUAGGGGCAAAAUAGGAAAGCCCUAAACUCACUGCAAUUCGCGUAGUGGAAGUUCAAAGAGCGAGAGAAGGGCCAAACGCCGAGCUGUCACUGGUGUGCCCGGCCCUGCUGUUGGCCUGGAAGACGGGGGUGUUGCAGGGGCGGUGGAUGGGUAGUCCCCGGCGCGCGCCAACUGCCCUUUGAAACCGAAGGCUCGGUCAGUCUGCGCUGCUUUGGGCGUUCUGGCAGAUGACUUGAGCUCUUGCAGAGGACUGCCGGACUCCUCACGGGAGGGCCGGCUCUGCGCUCCUGGGCCUGCCAGCUGUGGAGAACCCGCGGGAGCUGCGCAUGGAACCUCCGGGCCCGCAGGUGCGGCCGCUGGGAGGCGCCGCGGAGGUCCAGAUGUGCCAAGCCAUCUUCCCUUCCCACGCUAACCACCGCGGGGAACUGAGCGCCGGCCAGCUGCUCAAGUGGAUUGACACCACUGCCUGCCUGGCAGCUGAAAAGCAUGCUGGAGUCUCCUGUGUAACAGCAUCAAUGGAUGACAUACAGUUUGAAGAAACAGCCAGGGUUGGACAGAUCAUCAUUAUCAAAGCUAAAGUCAUCAGAGCAUUCACCACCAGCAUGGAGAUUGGCAUUAAAGUCAUAGUACAAGAUACAUUUACCAGAUCUCAGAAACUUGUUAGUGUGGCAUUUUCUACGUUUGUUGCUAAACCAGUUGGAAAAGAAAAGAUUUGUUUAAAGCCAGUCACCCUUCUGACAGAACAAGAUCAAGUGGAGCAUGAUCUGGCUUCAGAGAGACGGAAAGUCAGACUUCAGCAUAUGGACACCUUCCAAAGCUUGAUGAAGGAGAGCAGCAAAUUGGAUGAUGCCAUCUGUGAACAAGAGGAUGGUAUGAUUUCAACUGGGGAUACCUGGGUACAGAGCAUUGAACUUGUCCUUCCACCACAUGCAAAUCAUCAUGGAAAUACAUUUGGGGGCCAGAUUAUGGCUUGGAUGGAGACGGUGGCUAACAUUUCCGCAAGCCGCCUCUGUAGUUCACAUCCCAUUCUAAAGUCAGUGGACAUGUUUAAAUUUUGGGGGCCAUCUACCAUUGGUGAUCGCCUUGUCUUCAAUGCCAUUGUGAAUAAUACUUUUCAGAACUGGGUUGAAGUUGGGGUUCGUGUUGAGGCUUACAACUGUGAUGAAUGGUCCAAAGGCCAAGGCCGACAUAUCAACAGUGCUUUUCUCAUUUAUUAUGCUAUUGAUGAUAAUGAAGAACUCAUCAUUUUCCCUAGAGUCAAGCCUAUUUCAAAGGAUGAUGUUAGAAGAUAUCGUGGGGCUAUUGUACGUAAGAGAAUACGACUUGGCAGGAGAUAUGUUAUUUCUCACAAAGAAGAUAUUCCACUUUGUAUUCACUGGGAUACAAGCAAUCAGGCAUACUUGAGUCACAGCAAUGUGGACGCUCUCAAAGCUCUGGCAGCCAAAAGUGGUUGGGAGAUCACAAGUGUUGUGGGAAAGGUCAAAAUGCAUACCUUGGAGGAGAGAGAUGUUUUGUCAGUAUGGGUAGAAAAGCAAGUAGGGAGACCAGCUAAAUUAGCUUUUAGCCUCCUGUCUGACUUCACCAAGCGGCCUCAGUGGGAUCCUCAUUACUUGUCUUGUAAGGUCAUAGAUUGGGUGAGUGAUGAUGACACAAUAUAUUAUAUCACCUGUCCAAAAGUGAGUAGCAGUAAACCCAUAGAUUUGGUUGUCCUUGUAUCACGAAGAAAACCUGUCAAAGAUAGUAACACUUACGUAGUAGCAGUGAAGUCCGUCACCCUGGCAUCAGUCCCACCUUCUCCACAGUACAACAGAAGUGAGAUCACGUGUGCGGGAUUCCUGAUACAGGCUGUUGACAGCAGCUCCUGCACGGUAUCAUACCUGAUCCAAAUUUCUUCUAGCACUCUGCCUUAUUUUGCUGGAAAUAUUGGUGGCUGGUCAAGGUCCAUUGAAGAAACAGCUGCUUCAUGUAUCCAGUUCAUAGAAGAAACUAAUGACACAUUUAUGAACAAAUAAUAUUUUAAAUAGUACAGCUCUCAGUGGUCUGUUUGUGGAUUAUAGAUUUUGUGGAUUACUUGAAGCAGUGCUUUUAUUCCAAGUCCACUUUUUUCUGACAUCUAAUAGGCUUGUGGACCCAGGAACUAACUUUUAUAUUAGCCUAAAUAAGAUGAAAUCAUGGAGAUGCUGAAGAAAAUCAUAAAAUUCAUUCCCAGUACUUCAGGGAUCAGUGAUUUUGUGGGUGUGGGCCUUUCUUUUACCUGUAUCAAUCACAACCACCCCCAUCUUACCAGAUGGUUUGAUGAACUGCUGUGGCCAAGCCCCUAGUGAGGAGUCUUUCUAACCUUAGCUGUUCCAGUGUUGGAUGACAGAUGCACCAUCUUUCCAUAGGUUCAUACUGAAAGACUUUACAGCUUACAAAUUAAAUUUU